AUGGAGGUGGACACGGAGGAGAAGCGCCAUCGCACGCGGUCCAAAGGGGUUCGAGUUCCCGUGGAGCCAGCCAUACAGGAGCUGUUCAGCUGUCCCACCCCUGGCUGUGACGGCAGUGGUCAUGUUAGUGGCAAAUAUGCAAGACACAGAAGUGUCUAUGGCUGUCCCUUGGCAAAAAAAAGGAAGACACAAGAUAAGCAGCCCCAGGAGCCUGCUGCCAAGCGGAGACCCUUUGCGGUGAAGGCCGACAGUGCCUCCGUGGAUGACUGCUACGAGAGCGAUGGCACCGAGGACAUGGAUGAAAAGGAGGAGGAGGAUGACGACGAGGAAGAGGAGUACUCCGAGGACAACGAGGAGGCCGGGGAUGACGAGGAAGACGAGGAGGUGGACCGAGAGGAGGAGGAGGAGAUCGAGGAGGAGGAGGAGGACGACGACGAUGACGAGGAGGAUGGGGAAGACGUGGAGGACGAAGAAGAGGAAGAGGAGGAGGAGGAGGAGGAGGAGGAGGAAGAGGAGGAAGAAGAAAACGAAGACCAUCAAAUGAAUUGUCACAGUUCUCGAAUAAUGCAAGACACAGAAAAGGAUGAUAACAAUAAUGAUGAGUACGAUAAUUACGAUGAACUGGUGGCCAAGUCGCUGCUAAAUCUUGGCAAAAUUGCCGAGGAUGCAGCCUACAGAGCCAGGACUGAGUCAGAAAUGAACAGCAACACCUCCAACAGUCUGGAAGAUGACAGUGACAAAAACGAAAACCUGGGUCGGAAAGGGGAGUUAAGUUUAGACUUAGACAGUGACGUUGUUAGAGAAACGGUGGACUCCCUUAAGCUCUUGGCACAAGGACAUGGUGUUGUGCUCUCAGAGAACAUCAGUGACAGGAGUUACGCAGACAGCAUGGCACAGCAGGACGGCAGGAACAUGAACUACGUCAUGCUGGGGAAGCCCAUGAACAACGGGCUGGUGGAGAAGAUGGUGGAGGAGAGCGACGAGGAGGUGUGCCUGAGCAGCCUGGAGUGCCUGCGCAACCAGUGCUUCGACCUGGCCCGCAAGCUCAGCGAGACCAGCCCGCAGGACAGGGGCCAGCCGCCAAACAUGAGCCUGCGCCAGCACACCAGGCAGGAGGACGACUUCCCGGGGAGGACGCCGGACAGGAACUACUCAGACAUGAUCAACCUCAUGCGGCUGGAAGAGCAGCUGAGCCCCCGGUCCAGGGUGUUUUCCAGCUGCGCCAAGGAGGACGGGGGGCAUGAGCGGGACGACGACACCACCUCCGUCAACUCGGACAGGUCCGAGGAGGUGUUUGACAUGACCAAGGGGAAUCUGACCCUGCUGGAGAAAGCGAUUGCUCUGGAGACGGAGCGCGCCAAGGCCAUGCGGGAGAAGAUGGCCAUGGAGGCAGGCAGGAGGGACGGCAUGAGACCGUAUGAGGACCAGUCCCCCAGACAGCUUCCCGGCGAGGACAGGAAGCCCAAGUCCACUGACAGCCAUGUCAAAAAGCCAUACUAUGAUCCCUCAAGAACAGAAAAGAAAGAGAGCAAGUGUCCAACCCCCGGGUGCGAUGGAACCGGCCACGUGACUGGGCUUUACCCCCAUCACCGCAGUCUGUCCGGAUGCCCGCACAAAGAUAGGGUCCCUCCAGAAAUCCUUGCCAUGCACGAAAGUGUUCUCAAGUGCCCCACUCCGGGCUGCACAGGGCGAGGGCACGUGAACAGCAACAGGAACUCACACAGAAGCCUUUCUGGAUGUCCCAUUGCUGCAGCAGAGAAACUGGCAAAGGCCCAGGAAAAACACCAGAGCUGUGAUGUGUCCAAGUCUAACCAGGCCUCGGACCGAGUCCUAAGGCCCAUGUGCUUCGUAAAGCAGCUGGAGAUUCCUCAGUACGGCUACAGAAACAAUGUCCCCACAACCACGCCACGCUCCAACCUGGCCAAGGAGCUCGAGAAAUAUUCCAAGACCUCGUUUGAAUACAGCAGCUACGACAACCAUACUUAUGGCAAGCGAGCCAUAGCUCCCAAGGUGCAAACCAGGGAUAUGUCCCCCAAAGGAUAUGACGAUGCGAAGCGGUACUGCAAGGACGCCAGCCCCAGCGGCAGCACCACCAGCAGCUACGCACCCAGCAGCAGCAGCAACCUGAGCUGCGGCGGCGGCAGCAGCGCCAGCAGCACCUGCAGCAAGAGCAGCUUCGACUACACGCACGACGUGGAGGCGGCCCACAUGGCGGCCACGGCCAUCCUCAACCUGUCCACGCGCUGCCGCGAGAUGCCGCAGAACCUGUCCACCAAGCCGCAGGACCUGUGCGCCGCGCGGAACCCUGACAUGGAGGUGGAUGAGAACGGGACCCUGGACCUCAGCAUGAACAAGCAGAGGCCAAGGGACACCUGCUGCCCCAUCCUGACGCCCCUGGAGCCCAUGUCCCCCCAGCAGCAGGCAGUGAUGGACAGCAGGUGUUUCCAGCUGGGCGAGGGGGAUUGCUGGGACCUGCCUGUUGACUACACCAAGAUGAAGCCCCGGAGGAUAGACGAGGACGAGUCCAAAGAGAUAACGCCGGAAGAGCUGGACCCGUUCCAGGAGGCUCUCGAAGAAAGAAGGUACCCAGGGGAGGUGACCAUCCCAAGUCCAAAACCCAAGUACCCGCAGUGCAAGGAGAGCAAAAAGGAUUUGAUAACUCUGUCGGGCUGCCCGCUGGCUGACAAAAGCAUCCGGAGCAUGCUGGCCACCAGCUCCCAAGAACUCAAGUGCCCCACCCCUGGCUGCGACGGCUCUGGACACAUCACUGGGAAUUACGCCUCUCACCGGAGCCUUUCAGGGUGCCCCAGGGCGAAGAAGAGCGGCAUCCGCGUGGCACAGAGCAAGGAGGACAAGGACGACCAGGAGCCCAUCAGGUGUCCAGUGCCCGGCUGUGACGGCCAGGGCCACAUCACGGGGAAGUACGCCUCCCACCGCAGCGCCUCGGGGUGCCCCUUGGCGGCCAAGAGGCAGAAGGAUGGGUACCUCAACGGCUCCCAGUUCUCCUGGAAGUCGGUCAAGACGGAGGGCAUGUCCUGCCCCACGCCCGGCUGCGACGGCUCGGGGCACGUCAGCGGCAGCUUCCUCACGCACCGCAGCUUAUCCGGGUGCCCGAGAGCCACGUCGGCGAUGAAGAAGGCGAAGCUGUCCGGCGAGCAGAUGCUGACCAUCAAACAGCGUGCCAGCAAUGGUAUAGAGAAUGAUGAAGAAAUCAAACAGUUGGAUGAAGAAAUCAAGGAGCUAAAUGAGUCCAAUUCGCAGAUGGAAGCUGACAUGAUCAAACUCAGAACUCAGGUAACAAUCACCACGAUGGAGAGCAACCUCAAGACCAUCGAAGAGGAGAACAAGGUGAUCGAGCAGCAGAACGAGUCCCUGCUCCACGAGCUGGCCAGCCUGAGCCAGUCGCUGAUCCACAGCCUGGCCAACAUCCAGCUGCCGCACAUGGAGGAUGGUGUAUGGUGGGGGCAAUAAAUGAGGUUUUUUGCAUUCCAAGGAAAUGACAUGUGGAUUAACUGUAAGAAAUGAGAUAAGUAAUUUGUUGUAAGACAACAUCAAGCCAUGGAAACUUGGCAGAAGAUUCAAAGCAGCUUAAACAGCACUUUUAAAUUAACUCCUAGACAUCACAUGGUGAGACCGUGGAAGCGUCAGUUCAGACAGGAGCUGGUCAGAGGUCGACCCUGCGAAGAUGUCCUUUCCUUGUCAAUACACUGGAACCAGCUUCUCGUGCCCCUAGAGCCCGCUGCCCUCUGAGCUGCCUGUCCGGCCACGCAGCUCGCCGAGCAGAGUCUGCGUGUUUUCAGUUUAAGCUAAAAGACCAUUUACGAGCAUUUACUUCCCCUUCUCACCUUUACGCAUUAUUACUGUCAUUAAUCUUAUUAUUUGAGGGGUAAAGGCAAAUGAUUCGUGAGAGUUCUAGUUACUGGACUGAAUUUUCUGCUGGAUCUGGUGAAAAAGCAGCUCAGUAAACCCCCCUGACUUUGACGAGCGUCUGGGCCCCCGAGAGUCCUCCCACGUGGCAUUGGUGUCCCUCCCCCCGGAGACCAGGGACCACAGAGCAUUGGCAUAGCCUGUCAUUUGAGUAUUGUGACCUAUUCUAAGAAUGAAUGCAAUCAGAUUUUAAAAGUAACUAAAUAUACUUCAGCACUUUUUUGCUUUACACUAGAUCAUCUUAGACUUGUUUAAGCCCUCGAGGUCGGACUGUUUCCCGCCAACGACUGCGCUGUCUGCCUAAGACCCCUGUGGCUGCUGCGUCCUCCUGAGUAGUCCGUUGAUGAUGUGUUGUGUUCCUGACGUUGACUUGAUUUACAUUAAUAGCAUCUCUUCCUUCCAUGUCUUGAUGUUAUGCAGGAAGUACAAAAGUACUUUAAAAUUUUGUUAUGAAAUAAAAAAAAGAUGGGUUUUGUAAAAAUAAAAAAAAAAUAUUUUUAGCAGAACAGGACUUACAGGGUCAUUGUCCCCACAAUGUGCCAGUCGACUAUUUGCACUCGCCUUGUCCUAUAUGUCCGUGCGGAGGUGUGCAAUUCCCGUGUCGGCAGCCUUGCGACGCUGGACCCGGGUGGAGUACGGAGGAGCCCUCGCGGCUGAUCAAUGAUGUUGGGAAGAGAGGACUACAGGGAUCCCAAGACAAUAUUCUGAUACAAUAUCAACCUCGGUAUAUAUAUAUAUGUAUAAAUAUAUGUAUAUCCCAGCGGCACUUUAUACUGUCCACUGUACAAACGCUUACAGUUUUCCACGAGGACUUUACUAACAGCUGGGAGAAGACGAUGUAAUUACCGGGCUCUGCGGAACCUGCGUGCACAGCCCCCUCCUGUUGCUAUGGUUGCAGCCGCCGUGCUCAGAAUUGCCUUGGAGCUGAAGCAAGGUGCUCGCAGUCCCCGGGCCCCGCCCGCCGGGCCCCUGUUCAUAGCAGCAUCUGCAUCCCCACGCGUCCGUCUGCAGCUUCCUCGCCAAUAUAGUAACGCUUUUAGUAGAGUAUAGAUAGCAUCGGUUUUGGAUUCUUAUUGUUAUCACCUAUGUACAAUGGAAAGGGAUUUUAAGCACAAAUCUGCUGCUCAUCUAACGUUGGUACAUAAUAUCAAAUCAAAAGUUAUCUGUGACUAUUAUAUAGGGAUCACAAAAGUGUCACAUAUUAGAAUGCUGACCUUUCAUAUGGAAUUAUUGUGAGUCAUCAGAGUUUAUUUAUUAUAACUUAUUGUUCAUAUUCAUUUCUAAGUUAAUUUAAGUAAUCAUUUAUUAAGACAGAAUUUUGUAUAAACUAUUUAUUGUGCUCUCUGUGGAACUGAAGUUUGAUUUAUUUUUGUACUACACGGCAUGGGUUUGUUGACACUUUAAUUUUGCUAUAAAUGUGUGGAAUCACAAGUUGCUGUGAUACUUCAUUUUUAAAUUGUGAACUUUGUACAAAUUUUGUCAUGCUGGGUGUUAACACAUCUUACUCUAAAUAAAAAAGGUGUUGCCACAUUUGUAGCACGAAGGAUCUCUAA
Messenger RNA from Lemur catta (Ring-tailed lemur), 5480 nucleotides. It is a transcript of the gene MYT1L, whose product is annotated as myelin transcription factor 1 like. The record is from RefSeq and is a predicted model, not a curated record. Gene Ontology annotation, cellular component: nucleus. Gene Ontology annotation, biological process: regulation of transcription by RNA polymerase II. Gene Ontology annotation, molecular function: zinc ion binding; RNA polymerase II cis-regulatory region sequence-specific DNA binding; DNA-binding transcription factor activity, RNA polymerase II-specific. Bases 1 to 3471 code for a protein of 1156 amino acids. Lineage: Eukaryota; Metazoa; Chordata; Mammalia; Primates; Lemuridae. The transcript has 20 exons.